Pleurotus ostreatus (oyster mushroom) is the source of this 729-nucleotide messenger RNA. RefSeq lists its product as uncharacterized. Gene Ontology annotation, molecular function: L-ascorbic acid binding; iron ion binding; procollagen-proline 4-dioxygenase activity. The coding region runs from base 1 to 729 and encodes 242 amino acids. Gene Ontology annotation, biological process: peptidyl-proline hydroxylation to 4-hydroxy-L-proline. Gene Ontology annotation, cellular component: endoplasmic reticulum. The transcript has 6 exons. NCBI's taxonomy places the organism in Eukaryota, Fungi, Basidiomycota, Agaricomycetes, Agaricales, Pleurotaceae. The record is from RefSeq and is a predicted model, not a curated record.
AUGUCCAAACAACAACGCAAGGGAAAGGCCCAAACUUCCAAAGCUACCCGUGGCACGAAAGGAGAGAAUCCUCCAUCUCCUGAGCAUAACUAUACAUUUCCCGCGAUUGCGCCGAAAGACUAUCUGGAAUGUCGUACUCUGCUUGAUGAUCAGAUAUUACUGAUUGAUAAUUUCCUAACCGCUGCGGAAUGUAAACAAUACAUUCAAUUUAUCGAUAACCUUCCUCUCGAGCUGACUCCACCCAAGAAACGAGGGGAAGCCGAACGCGUUAAUUAUCGAUUCUCUAUUCCCUCUGUGGACUUCGCUGAGCGGUUGCACUCGUUGUUCCAGCCAUACGUCCUUUCUCUGCCUACUCCUUCUACUUGGCGCACAAGUGAAUCCCACCACUCGCCCGUUGGCUGCAAUUCCAAUAUUCGACUGUAUAAAUACAAUCCAGGACAGCAUUUCGGACCACAUUACGACGAUUCGGUCAGAGAUCCUGCAACCGGGCUCAAGUCUGAAUGGACCAUCCUGAUGUAUUUAUCUGGCAUUGAAGACGGUGUAGAAGGCGGAGAGACAAUCUUCUAUCUUGAGCAGAAAGGCAAAGCAAGGGAGGCCAUUGCAGCUCCUCUCACUCGUGGCACUGCUCUUCUUCAUAGGCACGGCAGUGAGUGCUUGCUUCAUGAAGGUUCCCCAGUUCGCAAGGGCACGAAGUAUAUCCUACGCUCUGAUCUAAUGUUCAAGUACUAG